AUUCAGGAUGAUGAUGUGGAGUGCACCAUGGUGGAGAAGAGGGUCCUGGCCCUGUCCGAAACUCCCUUCCUCACACAGCUCCACUCCUGCUUCCAGACCAUGGACAGGUUAUAUUUUGUGAUGGAGUAUAUCAACGGAGGAGACCUCAUGUAUCAGAUCCAGCAUGUCGGCAAGUUCAAGGAACCUCAUGCUGUGUUCUAUGCAGCAGAGAUUGCCAUAGGUCUGUUCUUCCUUCAUCUGAAAGGAAUCAUUUACAGAGAUCUGAAGCUGGACAACGUCAUGCUGGAUGCAGAAGGCCACAUUAAGAUCGCUGACUUUGGGAUGUGCAAAGAGAACAUGUUAGACGGUGUCACCACCAAGACCUUCUGUGGGACCCCAGACUACAUCGCUCCUGAGAUCAUUGCGUACCAGCCCUAUGGGAAGUCAGUGGACUGGUGGGCCUUUGGAGUUCUGCUGUAUGAGAUGCUGGCUGGACAGCCUCCCUUUGACGGUGAGGACGAGGAUGAGUUGUUCCAGUCCAUCAUGGAGCAUCACGUCUCCUACCCCAAGUCUAUGUCCAAGGAGGCUGUUGCCAUCUGCAAAGGGUUGAUGACCAAGCACCCUGGGAAGCGUCUCGGCUGUGGUCCGGAGGGGGAGCGAGACAUCAGGGACCACGGGUUCUUCCGCUAUAUGGACUGGGACAAAUUGGAGAACAAGGAAGUACAACCGCCAUUCAAACCCAAAGCUAAGAGUAACAAGGACACGUGUAACUUUGAUAAAGAAUUCACUAAGAUGCCGGUGGAUCUGACUCCUACAGAUAAACUGUUUAUAAUGAACCUGGACCAAGACGAGUUUCUGGGAUUCUCCUACACCAACCCUGAAUACCCCUCUGAUGAGGUGACUGGGGAGGAAGAGAAGGAGGAGGAAGGACAGAGCUAAGACACACACACACACCAACCCUGAAUACCCCUCUGAUGGGGUGACCGGGGAGGAAGAGGAGGAGGAGGAAGGACAGAGCUAAGACACACACACACACACCAACCCUGAAUACCCCUUUGAUGAGGUGACCGGGGAGGAAGAGGAGGAGGAGGAGGAAGGACAGAGCUAAGACACACACACACACCAACCCUGAAUUCCUCUCUGAUGAGGUGACUGGGGAGGAAGAGGAGGAAGGACAGACCUAAGACACACACACACCUGAACACACACACACACAAUCACACAUACAGUAACAGACACACAC
Molecule: messenger RNA, 1222 nt
Organism: Oncorhynchus nerka (sockeye salmon)
Lineage: Eukaryota; Metazoa; Chordata; Actinopteri; Salmoniformes; Salmonidae
Product: protein kinase C beta type-like
Exons: 8
Coding region: 28-918 (296 amino acids)
Biological process (GO): protein phosphorylation
Cellular component (GO): nucleus; cytoplasm
Molecular function (GO): ATP binding; protein serine/threonine kinase activity
Source: RefSeq, a predicted model, not a curated record